CUAGUUAGUUCGUUUUGGUUAAGUACCAGCUAUGGGUAAAUUCGGUGAAAUAAUAAUUUUCAUUUGUAUUGUGCACCUCCUCUUGCACACUUCGAAUGGUGAAUGGAAUGACUUUGAGUUUCGCCUAAGGGAUAUCCUUUUUAAGAUGGAAAAAAUGGCAACAAGGAUAGACAACCUAGCGGACAAGUUACAGGAGUGUAGAUCCUCGGGUACUCAUGGUUCGGUUGGACCUCCUGGCCCUCCUGGUCUUCCAGGAAGAAACGGACUCAAAGGAGAAAAGGGCGAUACGCGCAUAAUUGGUAGUCAAGGUCCUAUCGGUCCUCCAGGACAGCCAGGUCGUGACUGCUCUCCAUGCGAAAACAGGGAACGAGAAGAUAUACCCUUUUUUGGCGGAAAACACCUCUCACAGCCUGUAAUUAUUUUUCGAGGUGGGCAAGGAGAUCCUGAUGUAGAAACCACAACAAAACCGAAAAAAGGAAGCCCGGAUUAUGAUUAUGCAAAUUAA
Drosophila rhopaloa is the source of this 505-nucleotide messenger RNA. Its product is annotated as collagen alpha-1(IV) chain-like. Lineage: Eukaryota; Metazoa; Arthropoda; Insecta; Diptera; Drosophilidae. The record is from RefSeq and is a predicted model, not a curated record. The transcript has 2 exons. The coding region runs from base 32 to 505 and encodes 157 amino acids.